AUGGGUGUCUAUUCUCGUAACGUAUUCUUUUCGUCCACUUGCUUUGUGAAUUCACGAUCGCCAUCAGUUCAUGAAGUCUCAUUCAUAGACCAGCAGAGCACGUUCAUAGACCGACAUAGCCUGUUAACGGGAAACCGUCGACGGACGUCGCUGUUGUACCAAAGUUCUAUACGGCCUCCUCCGAGGAAGAUUUUCCUUCACAAGGAGAGCAGAGAAAGCCGCCAAGUUCAGAGAGAGAAAUCCCACAACUAUCAUCAACUGGGGUCUCUUCGCUACGCUAGCUGGCUUUUGGGAAGAUUCCGCAACAUCGACGAGGAAUAUGACCGGCUCGUUGAUCACCUUCACGAUUGCGCGAAGAAGGCUGAGAGCUUAAAAACCACCAAGAGACGGCUGUCUCUUGAAACUCUUGAGCUGAUACGCCAGCGUGGAGCAGCACGAGCCGCAGGGAACCAAGAGCUCACGUUCGAGCUCGCAAGGCUUUGCAAAGAGGCGAUAAAGGAAGAUCUUAGACAGAGAAGAGCAGAAGUGCUGGCUGAAGCCGUAGAGGAGGGAAAAAAACAUUUGCUAUGCCCGUCGAUACUCCGUCAGUCGCAAGACGAAGAUGACUGCUCUCCGGAACCACAAGGGAACAACCAUAUCAUCUACAUUGCAUCGAAAAGGGGGAUGGAGAAAAUCAUCUACUUCUACUCUGAUCUCUUCGACAGCUAUGUCCACUUGCCUCCUCACCAUCUGAGGGAAGACGGACGUGUCAUUCCAGAGGUUCUCCCGUCCGAAAUACGACAUGGUAUCAUGUCGAUAAGAAAUCGUACGGCACCCGGUACGACAGAAUGA
This is a messenger RNA of Necator americanus (New World hookworm), 831 nucleotides long. RefSeq lists its product as uncharacterized. Bases 1 to 831 code for a protein of 276 amino acids. The record is from RefSeq and is a predicted model, not a curated record. Lineage: Eukaryota; Metazoa; Nematoda; Chromadorea; Rhabditida; Ancylostomatidae. The transcript has a single exon.